Abrus precatorius (Indian licorice) is the source of this 2357-nucleotide messenger RNA. Its product is annotated as MORC family CW-type zinc finger protein 3-like. The record is from RefSeq and is a predicted model, not a curated record. Lineage: Eukaryota; Viridiplantae; Streptophyta; Magnoliopsida; Fabales; Fabaceae. Gene Ontology annotation, cellular component: nucleus. Bases 144 to 2096 code for a protein of 650 amino acids. Gene Ontology annotation, molecular function: zinc ion binding; ATP hydrolysis activity. The transcript has 14 exons.
GUACCACCAAGUGCCAAGACCCACCGGAUGAAUUGCCAAAAGAAUUGAUCAUAACUUCUAUAAUUUCAAAAACGAAGAUUUCUAUAAAUCUUUCUAGAUUGCCUAAGUUUUCAUUAACCCCUGCUCCAGACAACGAACGCGACAUGAAUGAAUGGGGGAGGUUUUUGAGUUUUCUAUGCAAACAUGACAUGGUUGCUAUGAUAAACUUUGAGCUGUACAAGUUUUACAUUCUACCUCCUGCAAUAGCCUCAACAUCUAGUUCAGUCAAUGUUGCAUAUGAGAUAGACAAUACAUAUACUGUAGAUACUUGUCCAAGGGAUUGUGAAUCAGGCUCACACUUGGCUGAGGAAUGCAUUGGACCUAAUACUUUCAAGGCAAGAGGUCGUGUAAAUGCUGCAGUUGUUUGUUCAUCAGAUCUUAAGUCUCCUCCAGCUGAAGAUCACCCUCAUUGUUUAACAGCUGAAACUAGUGGAUUUCAGUCUCGUGCAAAACAGGAGGAUAGACUCCCUGUGAGAAAUUUCAUACGGGCAGACCCGAGUUACCUGAAAACUCUUGGUCAGGUUCAUUCUGGAUGGAUUUUUGGAGGAAUAGCUGAGCUUGUUGAUAAUUCAAGGGAUGCCAAAGCAACUAAGAUGGACAUUUUUGUAGAUAUGAUUAAGUUCAAGAAAUCUGGGAAGGAUAUUCCUAUGCUGUCAGUUAUUGACGAUGGUAAUGGAAUGAACCAUGAUGAGAUUAUGAAAAUGAUAUCUUUUGGGCACAAACAACCCGAUAAAGAUGACAAGGAUCACAUUGGAAGAUUUGGUGUUGGAUUCAAGACAGGAGCUAUGAGACUUGGGAGAGAUAUUCUUGUUCUCACACAGACAGCUAAUUCCAGAUCUCUAGCGUUUCUUUCGCAAACGGUGAAUGAAGGCAAAGAUAAUAUUGAAAUUCCGGUAGUUAGUUACUCCCGACAAGGACAGCAUAUGGAAGUUGACCAUAGUGUUCAGUCUGAAGAUUUGGCAAAAUACAAUUUGAAAGCAAUUAAGGAAUUUUCACCAUUUGAUAAGUUCCUUAUUGGUGAAAAGGUAGCCUUGUUUGGUGGUGGUACAGGAACACAGAUAUACAUAUGGAACUUGGAUAAAUGGGGAACAGAGUAUUGUCUUGAAUGGCAUGAUGGAUUGAAAGGUGGGAGUUCUUUUCACCAAGGUGACAUUUUAAUCCAUAGCAAAAGGAUUCGUUCUCGUCCAGGCCAGAUUAGUCAAAAGGUUCCAUUGGAUUAUUCACUACGAGCGUAUUUAGAAGUUAUAUUCUUAGUUCCUCGAAUGAAGAUAAGUGUACAACAGACACUGGUUAAAAGUAGACCACUAGCAAAUGUCCUGUCUAAAACUGUUAUUGAAACUGGUCAUAUCUUGGGGAAGCCUGUUGAAUUGAUUCUUGGAUUCAGUCAAUUAGAAUGGGAGCGGGCAAACUGUGGAAUAUUUUUGUAUUGGCAUGGUCGCUUAAUUGAGGCUUACAAGAGAGUUGGUGGCAUGAUUCAUAAUGCAGAUGCGGGCCGUGGUGUAAUUGGUGUCAUGGAUGUGACCAAUUUAAUGGAUGAUCAGGAUGGUUGUGUGUGGGUGCAUAAUAACAAGCAGGGAUUCCAAGACUGUGAAAUAUAUGCAUGUCUUGAGCAGUGGCUUGGUGGAAAAGCGGAUGAAUACUGGGACAUUUAUUUUGAUUCACUUAAGUUGGACAAAGAUUAUUGUGUAUACAAGCCAGAUUGUGAAUGGGUACAAUGUGACAAGUGCAGAAAGUGGAGGAUAUUACCUCCUGAUUUUGACAGCAGGAAAUUACCUUUGCAAUGGUUCUGUUAUAUGGAGCCUUUCAAAGGUCAAUGUGCAGAUCCUGAACAGAAGAUGAAGCCUGGCAUAGUCAUUGUUUCCACGAAGCGGUCAGGAUAUGAUUGCAUGGGGAAGGAUUCUCUGAGUAAAAAAAUGGAUUCUGGUAUUAAAAACUCUGGCACAGAUGACAAAUUGGUCGAUUCUGAGGAUUUCAGAUCUGCACCCUUAAAGCGAUUGAGAAAGGGACUACCAAGGGGAUCUGAGAAUGUCAGAUCUUCACCUAAGCGGAAGGGAUAACCACACAACUUUUUGUCGGAAGGACUGGGGUCAGGUAGAUGAUAUUUUGAUCAAUAGAUUUGCUGCUAACUGUAGCUAGAGUGAAGAUUCAGUCACGUAUGAUAGAUAAUAAAGGCCGCAUUAUGUAUUCUCCAUGCUGCCCCCAAGUUCAGGUUUAACGUCUGAAAUCUUCUGGAGCCUAAUGCUGUAGUAAAUUUCUCCAGGUGGUAUCUUCUCAAAGCCUUGGGAUUUUGCUAAAUGUCACCGGGUGAGUAAUGUUAU